CCCGGCCCGCGGGGCCCCAUCCCCCGCGCUGGUGGUGCCUGGAACCCGCUGCUGUCCCCCGCAUCCUUUGUUCCUCGCCGUCCCCUUUCUUUGCGCCCGGCCCUGCGCUCCACUUUCCCACCUACGAUGCCCCGGACGCCUGGGCACUUGCGGUUGCAGAAUGUGAGCCGUUGUGAAGUCUGAGGGUCACACGCCUCAGGAUCCAUUCGGACUUGAAAAACUAGGUUACCCGCCCCGGCCUAGAGUUCUGCUCUCCCCACCCCUCCCCACCCGCCAAGAGAACACCUGCAAUUAACCAGCCCUUGUGGCCUAGCGGGAGGGGGUCACCGAAGGGCGACGGGGACUGGCGACUCCCGCGCGCUUCCUGACGCACCGCUUGGAAGGUGGGAGAAGGAGAGAGCGCGGAGAUCCUGGAGCGGCCCGGCUCCGGGGGCGGGGAGGAGGGGGAACCCGGCGAAUCGACGCUGGAGUUCAACCCGGAGAGAUCAGCCAGUUCAUUGCGGUUAGGAGUUCGAUUCAUCCACACAUUCGGGAGAUGUGAAAAUAAAGAGAAGACUUAACAACAAAAAUGCUUUGGAGCCAGAAUACUUCCUGGAUUAGACUCCAUCAUUUGUAUCCUGUGGUGUAUAUCAUCGGCCUCAUGGUUGGUGUGGUAUCUGCGUGGCCUGGUUUGCCUGAUGAAUCUUGCACCUUAAAGGUGACAUUUCGCAAUUUCCGGCUAAUCCUAUCAUGGGAAUUAAAAAACCAUUCGAUUGCACCGACUCACUAUACGUUGUGGUACACCAUCAUGAGUAAACCAGACGAUAUGAAGAUUGUAGAGCCCUGUUCAAAUAUCACAGCAUCGUUUUGUGACCUCACCAAUGUGUGGGAAGUCCUGUCCGAGACCUACAUCACCAGAGUGGAUGGAUUCAGAGGGAACACAAUGUUGGUCAGCUGUGUCAGCGAUUUCUUCCUAGGAGCACAUGUGUCUUUGGAAGCACCAGAGUUCAAUAUUGUUGGCUUUACCGACCGCAUCAAAGUAAUAGUGAAAUUUCCACCAGUCAUUCCCAAGAUACUAAAUGAGGAAAUCUUACAGUUUUACUUACAACUCAUCAUCGAAGAACAGUCAGGGAAGAUUGUUAAGAAGCACCACCCCAAGCUAAAUGGAAACAUCAGUGGAAAUUUCACUUACGUCAUCGACAAGUUAAUUCCAAAUACAAACUACUGCGUAUCUGUUUAUUUUAAGUUUAAAGAUACGGGAGGAAUAAAUAGAUCUCCAGUAAAAUGUACCUUCCUUCAACCUGGACAGGAAACAGAGUCAUCAGAAUCUGCCAAAAUAGGAGGGAUCAUUACGAUGUUUUUAAUGGCAGCUGUCUUCAUAAGCACCAUAAUAAUACUGAAACGGGUUGGUUAUAUAUGCUUAAGAAAUGAGUUCCCCAAAGUUUUGAAUUUUCGUAACUUGUCAUCCUGGGUAUUUCUCGAGAAGCCACCCUUGGAAGCAGUGGCUUCCGUGGAGGUGAUUCACAUUAACAGGAAGAAGAAAGUGUGGGGUUAUAAUUAUGACGAGGAGAGUGACAACGACGAGGAAGUGACCUCUCCAACGAGCGGGGGUGGUUACACUACGCACGGACUGACCAGGCUUCUGGGUCUGGCCUCCGCCUCCUCGGCCACUUUGGAAGAUGGCAUCGAGCCGGACGCCGAGGACCCUGAUCAAUCCGAACCUGAGGCUGACACUGAGCCCCUGAUGGCAGCAAGGCCCAGCCCCGAGCGGGUGGAAUGCUGCACGAGGGGUGCCUACGAGGGAGGAGGGCGGCUGCUGCAGGACCCUGUCUCCGAGGACCAGGAUGACAACGACAGCAGCUCCACCGAGGAGCCUGGGGACAAGAUUACCUUCAACGUAAAUUUAAACUCUGUGUUUGUGAGGGUCCUGGAUGACGACUCAGAAGUCCCCCCGACGUUACCAUCUUUUCUAGAAGAGACCGCCAACCUAGAGGAUUCAGAUGAAACGGAAGUAAGCUUUCUGGCGGCCAGUGGGGAAGGGACACAGCCACCCUUCGCCAGCCCCUCUGCAGAGUGCCCGUGGCCUGAAGACGCUCUUUCUAAUGAAAGUAGCAGUUCCGAGUCCGACGCGGACAUUGGGGAUGGUUAUAUAAUGAGAUGAACCCAAGAAGAGUUGGUUAACGUGGAUGAUGACGAAUACUUCCAGGGUUCUCCCUCCGCCUACCCAGGCAGCAAUCUCGAACGGACGGUGCUGGAGACUGCAGUCUGCUCGGUGACUCCUGGUGAUGUCAUCCAUGCAGAUUCCCAGGACGGCCCCAUGGGACCCUCCUAGCCUCUGCAGUGUAUUGUUUACAUGUCCCAAGGGAUGCACUUUGAAGGGAAAAGGCUCUCUCCAUUCCCUUCACCCUCCGCAUUUAUGUUUCUGCAUCCCGUCUCCCAGGGUAAGGAGCAGGGUCCCCUGCGGCUUGCAUGCGUGGUCCAGGACCCUGCGGAUUAAUGAAAUUAGACAGGGUGGGAAUGCAGAGUGUAAAGGAAGACAGACACUCAGCAGGGUUCAGAGCAGCAACAGGCAGCAGAGGUGAGUCCAGCAGGCUUAAGGAAGGCGCCCGCAAGGCAAAGGCAGGAAGAGAAGGCGCCAGAAGGAAAGAAAGGGGACCCACAAAGAAACAGAAGCACAGGUUUUGCGUUGGAAGUGGGGAAGAUGGAGCCCGGUCUUGGGCUCCUCCCCGAUGUCGCAUUCUGUCACCUACACUCAGAGAAUUCCACUCAGCUACUUGUCCAGCUCGCCUCAAUUUGAAUGAGGAAGACAAAAUUUGCACACAGAAAUAACCCUAGUGUCAGGCAGGUGACUAAUAGGAAAUAUUUGCAUGAGGGAGAGGGAUCAGUGCCAAACUUUAAGAGUAAAGGGGAAAAAAGCGAGAGAACAAAUGCAAAACUGUUUCAAGGUCCUCAGAGGAAAUAAGGUAGAAAAUCCCUGGAAGCAAUUUAGGAAGAGCUGCGUGUGCUGAUUAUAACUGUCCUGUGUGACCACAGUUUCUGUGGAUGGGGGUGGAGGUGUGGGGGAGGGGCAAGGGAAGGGAAGUUCCAGAACAUCAUGUAGCAAACAGUACAAGAACUAGGACUCAGAGGUCUGACUGCACUGCUGUUUCACUGUGUGACCCCAGGUACUUUGCUUAUCCUCUCUGAGCCUCAGUUUCUUCAUUUAAGAAAUAACCCCUUAUUAGGCUAGGUAAUCUCCAAGAUCCUGUGGUACUAGGAGAACUAUUGGAAAAUACACAAGAAUUGGGGCACCUGGGUGGCUCAGUAGGUUGGGCAUCCGACUUCAGCUCAGGCCAUGAUCUCAUGGUCGGUGGGU
This is a messenger RNA of Suricata suricatta (meerkat), 3334 nucleotides long. RefSeq names its product interferon alpha and beta receptor subunit 2 (gene IFNAR2). NCBI's taxonomy places the organism in Eukaryota, Metazoa, Chordata, Mammalia, Carnivora, Herpestidae. Gene Ontology annotation, molecular function: protein binding; interleukin-22 receptor activity. The record is from RefSeq and is a predicted model, not a curated record. Bases 569 to 2140 code for a protein of 523 amino acids. The transcript is spliced from 9 exons.